AUUAUCAAUGAUACUAUGAAAUUCAAACAGUGCAGUUGGCUAAAGUGAUUUAAGUUAUGAAUAUAGUGAGAAUAAAUAAAAUUUAAAGCCAACAGUUAAAUCUUUCAUGCAUAAAACCGACGAACAUCAAAGUGAAUCUGUUUGGGAUAAAAUAAUGCAAAAAUAAUGAUUUAACAAAAAAAUCAAAUAACAAAAAAUCAUAUACUAUGUAGUUAUUACUAUUUUUACUUUCUUUGUAACUUACAUUACUUGAGAUUUUGACUGUUAAUGUUGAUGACUCCUAGUUGUGAAUUCACAUUUCCAUACGAACGAGAAAAAUAUGAAAGUGAAAGAUCAUUUGAAUUAAUGGAAGCAUCGGAAAAUGUAUCAGCAACCACUCAUUAUGGAUUCUUAUAAUUUUGUGUCGCCGGAAGGAGACUACAAUGUUUCCGACGUAAACAAUCGAUCAGCCACCAUAUUUGCCAUCAAUCCGGAUUUUAUUGCGCAAUGGAAGCUUAAGAGGAAACAGGAAAAAAUAUGUGGAGAGUUCGAUUCGCAAUUGGACAUGUUAAAUUAUCCUGAAUGCUUAAAUAUACUUGCUAAUUUCCUCGAUUUAAAACAAAAAAGUAUUUCAAUUGUGUCGUCUGAAUUUCUAAAACCAAUUGGAUCAAAUAGUAGACUAAAUGGGAGCGACUUCAGUUUUUCGCUGGACACCACGCUCAUUGCGACUGGCGUUAGUAGUAUUAAAGAAUUUGAACAUUUGAAUUCAUAUAGUAACUUCACUCUCUUCAGUUGGUCAAAUGAAUCCACACAUUCUUAUGGCAACGAAAGCUCAAAUUAUUUCCCGGGUGAAAAUUUCUCCAAAGUCCCUUAUCAUUUUGAUAUCAUUGAUGAAAGCAUCAUGCAAGUGUUACCACCUUUUGAUCUUUGGCAAACAAUAUUUAUCGCAAUUUGCUUAGCAAUUUGUAUAAUUCUAACCAUUGGUGGCAAUAUACUAGUACUAUUAGCAUUUAUUGUUGAUCGAAACAUAAGACAACCAAGCAACUACUUUAUUGCCUCUCUAGCUGCAACUGAUAUGCUUAUCGGAACUGUGUCGAUGCCUUUCUACACGGUGUAUGUGCUAAUGGGAUAUUGGAAUUUGGGCCCUCUACUCUGCGAUCUUUGGCUCUCUGUAGAUUAUACUGUAUGUCUGGUGUCGCAGUACACAGUUCUGCUCAUAACAAUUGAUCGGUUUUGCUCAGUGAAAAUAGCUGCUAAAUAUAGGAGUUGGCGAACCAAAAACAAAGUCCUCUGGAUGGUUACAAUUACAUGGAUUAUUCCAGCCCUGCUCUUCUUUAUAUCAAUUUUUGGAUGGGAGCACUUUGUUGGAUAUCGCGAUUUGCUCCCUGGACAGUGUGCAGUUCAGUUUUUAAAAGAUCCCAUCUUCAAUACUGCGCUCAUAAUUGGAUAUUACUGGACUACCCUCGUAGUAUUGUUUGUAUUGUAUGGAGGAAUCUACAAAACUGCUUAUGAUAUGCAAAAGAAAAGUGAAGCCAAGCAACGUAAAAUGCAAUCUAUGGUUGCACUCAGCAGUGCCAUGACAGGUAUGGCUAGUCGUACUGCAGGUAUAGGAAUUUCUAAAACUCAAAGUACAUUACUAUGCACGGAUAAACCAAUGACAUCUUCAUCACCUUUAGUACAAAAACUUGAGGCAGCUACUGUAUUAUGUGCUGGAGACGAAGCGUUUCGGAAGUUUGAUUUACAGAUUCAAUCAACAACCUCGUUGCAGUCAACGUCCAUUAAUAUACAUGUGUCACCAUCUAACAACGAUAAGAAUUUCAGUAAAUCUUUAGAUCCACCAGUUUUAACGAGUGAAAAGACUAACGAAGGUAUAAUCAUCAGCAACGUAUCACAUGCACUAGGGGAUUACAGGGUGGAAAAAGCUACGGAUUACGAAGAAAGAAUCGAAGGGGAAAAAAGCGAACGCUCAAGCAGUCCCGCUUUUGAUUCAGAUGAAGAGCAUUCUACAAAUGUCAAACAAGUACAGUAUGUAAAACCUUCCCAUAAGAGAUCAUCUGUAGCAGGAAUGUUAGUUGAAGCAGCCUCUGCCUCUGUACUUACAUCUAAUAAUGCAACUUCUUCAAUAUCAUCUGGAAACAAUUUAUCUACAUUACCUAUCAAAUGUUUGUCCACAUCAAUAUUCGAACAGAAAGCACUAUCUAGCACUAAUGAAAAUAAUAUUUUAAAUUGUAUUACUAAUAGUCAAGCAAUAGAUCAAGAAUUAUCAUUUGCACCACACUCUGUUAUAUCGCAGACGCAGAGUUUGGCCAAGGUUUCAUGUAAAACUACAUGUUUACAGCAAAUACUGGAGGAUUCAUCGUCUAAUGGAUUUCAAAUUGCACAUGUAAGUCAUCUUAAAUUAAGAGAGGAAAGACCACAAAGCCCAAUAAGUAUAGAAGAUACCACAGGUACUUCUGAUCCUUUGAAAAGCUUGGACAGUGCGGAUCUACGUUUCAUGGACGAAAGUUCUAUUAUGUUGCCCACCCCAGAAAAUGAAAUUAAUCACUCAGACAAUUCAUUUACUUUUCUAGAUGAUGUUGCACAUUUAAGUAAAUAUUCUAGAUGUAGUGCUCAGAACAUAGCAAACCCUACACUCUUGCACAAAGCUCUAAUUCAGGCGACUGCUCAAUGCCCAACCCCUUCACCAACAGUCCUGAUACGUUCAUCUUACUUGAACAUGGACUUAGUGUCUCCAGAAACAGCAACAAACAAAAACAUAACUUAUCAUCAUGCACAAACAUCAAUGGAAGAUAAAAUGAAUAACACCGCCGUUACUGUAGGUACAGAGAGUGUAGAAAAGUCCAAAACAAACCUUUCUUCUGCAUGCUUUAAAUUAAAUAAUACAAAUACCAAUUACUUUGAGGAGCAUCAAAACCUUCAAACCCAAAAACAAGAUAAUGAUGACACAUUUAAAUUGUCAUCCAGAUACUAUGGUAUUUCAAAUAUAUUGAAUGCUGCUGAAGAAGAUUCCCAAAAUGUAUCGACUCAAGCAUGUAGAGUAUUGUCCAACAUUACAACAUCAACCGCAACUAAUUUUGGAAAUACAUCGAAUUCAAAAAAGUGCUUAGAACGAGAAUCCUCGAGAAAAAAAACAUGGUUUAUUCAAUCUAUUGGUAAGCGUUUGAAUCAAGGUAUGAAAACCCCAAUAGUUGACGUACCAAUCGGUGGAAUUAGCCGACAAAAAUCUAAAUCUGAAAACCGUGCCAGAAAAGCGUUCCGAACUAUUUCGUUUAUAUUAGGCGCAUUCGUAGCUUGUUGGACGCCUUACCAUGUAUUGGCCUUGGUAGUGGGCUUUUGUUCAAAACCACCUUGCGUCAAUGAGCACCUAUUUAUGUUUUCAUAUUUCCUUUGCUAUGCUAACAGUCCUAUGAAUCCUUUUUGUUAUGCCCUUGCUAACAAACAAUUUAAGAAAACUUUUACGCGCAUAUUGCGAGGGGACUUGCAUAUGACAUAAGCUCUAAUUAUCUCGUUGCAAAACAUUAGCCAAAUAUAGAAAAAUUUAAAGAAAAAAACAUCAACAAACAUAUAGGACAAUAAUGAUGUAUAUAACUGAAAUUAUUAGGUAAUCGUGGCGGAAUGUGAAGAUGUGAAAAAAGAGAUAAAAUGUAAUAGGCGUAAAAUAUAAAACACGAUAAAAACAUUAAAAAAAACCCGUUAAAGAUAUUAAAGACGACCAGAAAUGUUACGAUUAUUUUAGUAUAAGCCAUUUGUUACAAAAUACAUUUCAAUAUCAGCUCAGAAAUAGAUUUGAUUAAAAUAUCAACUGAUUUCUCCUGCCGGCAUCAGUAGAAGCUUCUGAGAGAAAUUAUCUGAGAUGUUUAUCAUAAAGUUAAAAACUAAAUUUCUAGUUGAAAUGAAACUAAUUACACCUUACUCACUAUACUACAAGUCCUGCUUACUAAUAAAAAAUUACAGGCGUCCUCCAAGUAACGACCACCUUGAGUUACGACGAUUCGCAGAUACGACGAUUUAGAUUUUGGGGUUAAAAGUUGUCAUUGAGAAGAAAUUGAUAGGUUUUUUUUAAAUUCCUUAAUAUUAACCGAUACACACACAUUUCUAAAGAUUUCCCAACUACCCGAACUUAUAUAUCUAUAUCGUGUAAACGGCGUUUGUAGUAAAAUUACUAAAUAAUCAUUGUUUUAAAUAAAAACAACAUGAUAUCAUGGUUUGAACUCUUCAACUUCGGUUAUAAACUUUUAAUUUACAGAUAUUCGACAUACGACAUUUUCGACGUUCACCUUGCUUUGCGACAUUUUUUCGGUCUCAAAUACAGUUGUGUAUCGGGGGACAGCUGUACAGGUAUUAAAUCAAACAUGUAUCAAUAAAAACAGUGCUCUCCAACCUUUUCAGGGUCGUGGACCACUUGGCUUUAAAAUUACAUUUGCCGCGGCUCACAUCUAUUGAUAGCAUAAAUUUUGUAUACGUUGUUCAAAGUUUUUAAUAAAAAUAUGGUUAAACCUUAUUACAAUCCAUAUCGUCAACAUUUAAUUUUCAACAUGCACGUCUAGAAUAGGCUUUACUCAAAAAAUGAUUUUUUCUCGGAUCGCUUUUGUUAACGCCGCGGACUACGAGUGAUCCGGAGACCACAGG
Anopheles coluzzii is the source of this 4608-nucleotide messenger RNA. RefSeq lists its product as uncharacterized. Gene Ontology annotation, cellular component: synapse; dendrite; membrane. The record is from RefSeq and is a predicted model, not a curated record. Gene Ontology annotation, biological process: G protein-coupled receptor signaling pathway, coupled to cyclic nucleotide second messenger; chemical synaptic transmission; adenylate cyclase-inhibiting G protein-coupled acetylcholine receptor signaling pathway. Bases 362 to 3472 code for a protein of 1036 amino acids. NCBI's taxonomy places the organism in Eukaryota, Metazoa, Arthropoda, Insecta, Diptera, Culicidae. Gene Ontology annotation, molecular function: G protein-coupled acetylcholine receptor activity; G protein-coupled serotonin receptor activity. The transcript has 4 exons.